This is a messenger RNA of Sipha flava (yellow sugarcane aphid), 1731 nucleotides long. Its product is annotated as zinc finger MYM-type protein 1-like. NCBI's taxonomy places the organism in Eukaryota, Metazoa, Arthropoda, Insecta, Hemiptera, Aphididae. The transcript has 2 exons. The record is from RefSeq and is a predicted model, not a curated record. Bases 1 to 1731 code for a protein of 576 amino acids.
AUGGCAUCAAAAUCUACCAGUGGUGCUGCGAAACGCAAAAUAAAAAAACAAAGAGAAGAAUCUGUUAAGCGGAUGCCGAAAACUGACACAUAUUUCAAACAAAACCACGAAGAAACAGAAGAGCAAGAUAUUGAUAACCCAGGUAUUUUAUUAAAUAAAAUUAAAACUGCCAGUAAUUCCGUCUCAGAACCAACUGCAACAUCUAGUAUUGACACUAUUAAUACUAAAAAUGUUGAACCUAAUAUUUUUAACAGUUUAAUCUGUGAACGUUUUCCUACUGACAAAGUUCAUUUUAAAGAACCACUCAGUUACCAAGAAAAACGUUUUAUAAUUUCUCAAGGCCCUUGUCAACCUAAGGGUCCAUUUCCAACUGACAAUAGAAUUAGUUCAUCUUGGGUUACGGGAAAUAAUGAUUGGAGACAUCUAACUCAAAAUAUAAAACGCCAUGAUAAUUCAAAUGAUCCUAUUCAAUGUUGUAUUAUAUUUGAGCAAUGGCGCCUAAAUAAAACUAUUUCCGAAGAAAUGGAAUUAUCUAUUCAAAAUGAAUGUAACUUUUGGAGACAAGUAUUAGAUCGGGUUAUAAAUGUCACAUUAACAUUAGCUACAUCCAAUUUGUCUUUUAGAGGUCACCGAGAAACAGACUUGAGUAAAAAUAAAGGCAAUUUUUUAUCAAUAAUUACCCUUAUUUCAAAAUAUGAUCCCAUAUUAGAAAAUCUAUUGAGUAUGCCAGGUGGUAAGGGUACAGCAAAUUAUUUAAGUAACACUAUUCAAAAUGAGAUUAUUACUUUACUCGCAAAUACGAUAUUAGAACAAAUUAUUUUAAGUAUUAACCGAUCACCAUUUUUUUCUGUCAUAAUGGAUACUACUCAAGACAUUAGUAAGAUUGAUCAACUAAGUCAAGUUAUUCGAUACGUUUCGGUUAUUUCAGACUCUGAUGGUAAUCCUAAGACAUUGCAAAUAAAUGAAUCAUUUAUUGGCUUUGUAGAAAUUGUUGACCAAUCAAGUGCUGGUUUAGAAGAAUCUAUUAUUAAUUGUAUUACAAAAAAUAAUUUAAAUUUGUCAAAACUUCGAGGUCAAGGGUAUGAUGGGGCUGCCAACAUGAGUGGUGUAUAUUCAGGUGUCCAGGCUAGGUUAAAAUCUAAACAAAAAUUGGCUACAUAUAUCCAUUGUGCUUCACAUAAUUUGAACUUAGUUCUAAACGAUGCAAUUAAUUCAUCAACGGAAGUAAAAACUUUCUUUGGACUUGUGGAAAAAAUGUAUACAUUUUUUUCAAAUAGUAUUAAACGUUGGCAAUUACUUUUAUCUUCAGAAUCAUCAGAUAUUUCAAUUACAUUAAAAAGAUUAUGUACCACUCGUUGGUCAUCAAGGUAUGAUUCUUUAUUAGCUGUUCGACAUCGUUACGUUGAUAUUUUAAAAUGUUUAUCGCAAAUAAUUCUUAGAAGCAAAAAUAAGGACGAAAUAUUUGAAGCAAAUUAUUUAAAAGUUCAUAUGGAAGAUUUUCAAUUUAUAUUCAGUGUAAUUUUCAUUGGCAAAAUUCUAGAAACUGUAAAUGUUGUAUCAAAAGCUCUUCAGUCUCCUAAACAAGAACUGAGCACAGCAGUAUCUUUGCUGAAUUCUGCGUUGAUAAAACUCCAAGAAUACAGGUCACAAUACAGUGAUUUUUUCGAAAUAGCAGUAGAAAUCGCAAAAAAAUGGGGUGUACCACAAAAAUUUCAAGAAAAAAGAACCUGA